Molecule: messenger RNA, 2043 nt
Organism: Hyaloscypha bicolor E
Lineage: Eukaryota; Fungi; Ascomycota; Leotiomycetes; Helotiales; Hyaloscyphaceae
Exons: 2
Coding region: 1-2043 (680 amino acids)
Molecular function (GO): protein binding
Source: RefSeq, a predicted model, not a curated record
AUGGCUUCUGUCACGUCUCUUGAUAGUGAUAUGCGCAAAUUGCGCCUCGACAGAUACACUCCGCAAGCCGCGAACGAAGUGCGAACUUUCAUCGAAGAAUCCCUUGGAGAGCGCUUGGAUGGAGGGGACCUGCUCGCAAGCUUGAAGGAUGGAGUCGCGCUGUGCAAACUCGUCAAUCUUGCAGUACCAAACACUCUCCGAUUCAAAACCAGGGCUGUGAUGCCUUUCGUUCAGAUGGAAAACAUCGCCAUGUUCCUGAACGCAUGUUCGAGCCCGCCGUUUAAUUUGCAAUCGCACGACACAUUCCUCACUGUUGACCUCUACGAAUCCAAAGACCCGGCGCAAGUACUACAAUGCCUUGGCGCAUUCAGCAGAGCAGCCCAUCGAAUAAACCCUUCAAGGUUUCCCGAACCAAUAGGUGGGAAGUCGCGCGGCUUGAGCCCACAAAGGACCGGCACGCCAACCGUAGGCGGAGGCAGUUACGGAAACCGGGGUCGAGGCGUCAGCAAUGCCAGUAACACCUCUUCAGCAUAUAACCCAGGCUCGAGACCGGUUCUAACGCCUACGAAGACUGGCGAUUCAAAUAGUGGAAGAUGGAGUCCCACCAAACCAACCUCACCCGGCGUCAGCAGUUGGAGCAAAAAGUCCGAUGAAGGAGCCACCGCACCAGCAUGGAACAUCGCGCAAUACGGAUACAUGGGGGGAGCUAGUCAGGGCAAUCUGGGGGUCUCAUUCGGGGGUAGACGGCAAAUCACGAGUGCUGGUCCACACGUUCCAAAUAUGGCGGAGAAGGAGAAGAAACGCAAGGAGGAAGAAGAACGCUUGCGGAUCCAAGCCGAAGAGGACGAGCGCAGGCGGCAGGAAGAUCAAGAAGCUGAGGAAGAGCGAGCGCGGAUUGCUGAGGAGCAGAAAUGGGCCGAGGAGACGAGAAAGCUGAGAGAAAGGGAGCGACAAAAGGCCGAGGAAGAGAAGCGAAAAUGGGAAGAAGAAGAGCGAGCGUGGCGGCUGGAAGAAGAAAGACGGCAGAGAGAAGAGCAGGAGGCUGAAGCCAAGCUUCAAGAAGAGCGGAAGAGGGCUCGAGGUAGUAGUGAUGCUCGAUUACGCGGACAAUUCUUGAGCCAGUAUCAAGCAGAGAAUGGUGUGUCUAGGGGCAACAGCAGCAACGAUGGCCCGGAAUCCAAUCGUAUCAAAGAACUCGAACGAGAACUCGAAUUAGCUCGGGAGCGCGAAGCUGAAUAUGAGAGAGAACGACAGGCGAAGAUCAAGCAGCGAAGUCGUCAAAACAUAGAAGAUCACGACCUCUCUGUUCGAGUCAAGGAAGAGAGCGCAAAAGUACGUUCUCGUUCACGAAGUCGACCUCGAGCACCAUCCCGCAAGAACAGCGAUGAAGUCUGGAGGGAAGACGAAAGAGAAUAUCUCCGUAAGCAAUACAAUGCCCACCACUCCAGCGAACCAAACCCAUCCCGCACCUCACAACCACAACCUUCGAAAUCACCUCGUCCACUCCCUGAUCCAGCCCCUCCAGUCCGCCUGGUGAAGAACAAUACUGGGCCAUCAUCAAGGCCUCUCCCAGACCCCAAUAACUACUCAGCAUCACCACAAUCUCAGGUCCCUAGUCAAACCCGAACAGACCGCUAUCUCUCAUCGAACCCUCCUCCCCAACAAGCACAAGCACGUACAACGUACUCCAACGAAAUCGGCGGCUUCGACAGCGCAGCUGAACGCGAUGCCGAAGAUCGUCGUCGUAUGGUUUCACAGCAGAAGACUAAGGCUGGCGGCUGGGCAUCAAAAUCUUUGCUGGAACGAGAGAUGGAGCUGGAGAGGCAACGGCAGAAGGAAUGGGAAGAGAGCCAGAAAGAGAUCAAGGCUAAGGUUCCGAGAGGCGAUGGCGUGGAUGGUAUCGGUGGUGGGAUUGGUGGGAAGUGGGAUGUGAAUCAGUGGACUGGGUAUACUGGCGGUGAUGGGCAGAAUAGGGGGUCGCAAGGAAUUGGCUCGGGGAGAAGGCAGAUUGUUGGGCCGAGACCGCCGCCUCCGGGUCGUUAG